AUGCAGCAAAGGGCAUGUUUCAGUGCCAAGUUGCUGGCAGGGGACCCCGAGGCCCAAUGGAUCCUGGAGGAGGCAGGCUUGCAAGACAGGAUGCGACGGUACAUAACGACCGGAGGCCUAGGAUUGACCUUGGCGACUGGAAAACGCGGAAACAAUAACCACGAGAAGGCUGACGAAUCAUGGGAAAAUAUCACCAAUGCCCGCGUCGAGGAUGCCCUCGCCCUGCUCAAGGACUGGCCCACUUACUCUCGAGUCGCUGCUGUUCUGCGACACACGCCAAGCGAAAACCUUGCGGACUACAAGAUCAUCUCCCGCGAUCCCCUGCCAACCUGGACCUCUCGUUGUGGCGUAUUAUGGUGA
Molecule: messenger RNA, 360 nt
Organism: Penicillium hordei
Lineage: Eukaryota; Fungi; Ascomycota; Eurotiomycetes; Eurotiales; Aspergillaceae
Exons: 2
Coding region: 1-360 (119 amino acids)
Source: RefSeq, a predicted model, not a curated record